Molecule: messenger RNA, 4047 nt
Organism: Leptopilina boulardi
Lineage: Eukaryota; Metazoa; Arthropoda; Insecta; Hymenoptera; Figitidae
Exons: 4
Coding region: 398-3037 (879 amino acids)
Source: RefSeq, a predicted model, not a curated record
UUCCACCCGCCAGUUUGAAAGCAACCUCCGUCAUGAUCACGUCAGCUGGUAGUCUUUAGUCCCACUUCUUCUUAGGUGACCUCGUGCGCGUUUUCAAAACCGGUUCGUAUAGGUAACACACAUAUACGAAGAGCGUGCGAAAGCAAAAAAAAAAAAAAUACUCUUCUCACAGCACUUUGAAGAUAAAAAUGCUGAUAAUGAUGAAAAGAAGAUAUGAAAAAUUGAAAAUUUCAAAUCAAAGGAAAAAAUGUUAACAAAAAAUUAUGCAAAAUGAUGAUGAAUAUUUAAAAAAAAAAAAAAAAAAAAUGAUCAUCAUUUGGAUAACAUUCUCUUGGAUCGUUUAAAUUAUUCAUCUCUCAAUUUUCUGGAUUAAAAUUUGGAUUAAGAAAACAACACAAUGGGGAAAAAAAGUGAAUUUUGUGUUUGUGAUUUGGUGUUUUGUUUUGUGUUGUUUUUGUGUUGUUUCAUUGCAAUUCCAAGCGUUGUGCGCGCAGAAAAUUUGAAACCCGCUGGAAUAUGCGCAAUGAAUGGAUGCAAUUGUACAGUGAAGGCGCACCAUUGGAUUUUCGUUAAAUGCGUCUUCUCUGAUGAUCAGGAUGUCGAUCUAUUGGAAGGUACAAUACCGGAAGACACAAUGGAGGUUGAAGUGUCACAUUGUCGUGAAUUAAGAAUACAAACAGGAGCCUUCACUGGUGGUACACAAUUGAAACGUGUACAUGUCUCGGGAAUUUAUACUGUUGUUGCCAAUAGACAGGCAUUUCAAAAUUUAUCAGCACCAAAUCCAUUGCUAGAAGUUUCGGAAUGCAAUCGUGUGAUACUUGAGAGUCAUGCAUUUAAAAAUACCAAGGGACCUCUAAGUGUUUCUAUAUCCAGAUGUCGACACGUCACAAUAAAACCCAGUGCAUUUUCUUGGCUUCUACAAAUUACAGUUCGUGAAGUUCCAAAUUUGGAACUAUCCAGUAAUGCAUUUAAAUUCGAAACUCCACAACACGGACGCCAUGGACCAGCGACCAAGAUUAUGUUCCAUAGUGUAAAAAUUCCCGAACUACCAACAGCAGUGUUUCCUUCGACAGCUGCAGAAGUUCGCAUGGAUGAUAUUUGGACGAAAGUGAUACGCAAGGAUGCAUUCUGCUCGAUGAACAUUCUCAGUGUGAUAAUCAGCAAUGCUUCAAUAUUUGAAAUUGAAACUGGAGCGUUCAAUGAGAGAACGUUAAUUCACAGUUUAGAAUUUGUAGACGUGAGAUUAAAGACAAUUCGAUCUGGUGCCCUUAGGGCAGGAGCUAAUAAUCUAACCAUUCAGUAUUCAAGACUGACGGAGGUCGAGAAGGGAGCGAUAGACAUAUCAGUAGCGACGGUGACUUUUAACAACAACGAAUUUCAAAAUCUACGUCAGGGGGCAAUUACCUUUCAUCAAUGGAAUCGUUUGUCGAUUGACUACAACAUGUUUGAUUAUCUCGAAACGGAUGCAAUUUCAGCACGUACUGACGCGACUUCAGUGUCUAAUUAUGAAUUCUCCUUCUUUGAGAAUCGUCUCUCAACAGUGAAACCAGGAGCAUUGGCAUUUACCAAAAUCUCCCAAAAAUUAAAUUCAGCCCGCGUGAGUAAUAAUUACUUCAAGGAGACAUGUAAUUGUAAUAUGGAGACCUGGGUUCAAAAAUUAAUAACAAGUAAUAGUUCCAUUGCCUGGAUGAUGGACACAAGUUAUUGUCUCGUUGACAAAGUUCUUCGUAAUUGUUUCAAUCUACCUGAGGGAAAUUUAGGCAUGUUGAAUUACACAAAAACCAUAUGCUCCAAAGGUUUUCGUAUCAAUUGCACAAAUCCAUUAACAAAACCCGAACCAAGUCCAAGUCCACCGAGUGUAGGUCCACACAUCUAUCCUCGACAACGUGGCUAUUUUGAUGUCGAAAUGAGUGAUCCCGAUCAAUUAGAGAGGGAAAAACGAAUCAUAGUGAUCGCUUGUGUCGUUGCCGUAUUCUCUGUUUUAGUCGUAAUUCUAACAUCGGGUAUUCUUUACAUGAGACGUCGUGGAGUAUGUCCAAAAUUAACAUCGAAUUCAUUGACAAAUUUCGCAAGUUCAUGGUUUUCACCAACAAGUGGUAUGACCGCGGCAACAUCGGCGAGAUCUAUUUCCCGUUUAAGUGUUCACGAGUACGCGGGACUACAACCAGAGACACGAAUUCUUGAAAUCGAUACCCAACCGGAAGAAAUUGUUCCCGAAGAUGAGGGUACCUAUGCCUACAUGGAGAAUAAGGCAACGCAAACACUUCCCGAGGAAUUAACUGCUGAAUAUUUGCAAAAUCUCAAAGAUCGUCUAAACGAUCCGGAUAAUUAUGGACAAGCACGUGAUAUGAUUGAGCAUUUAUACGAUUUGGUAAAGGUCGAGGAGAGUUGUAACAAUAACAACAAUGAAGGACGUUUAUCGCCAAAUUUCGACGAAGACAACGCUUACGAUAUCAUAAUACCGAAAUCGAGAAAAAUUAGAAUCGUUCCAAAAUCAACGGCAACAAUUGGUACAAAAAUACCAUCACUUGAGAAAUUGUUACCAAUUACAAUUCGUACAAGGCCACAAAUUGUCGAAUACGCCGAACCACGUGAUCUUAGAAUCAACAAUGAUCAAAAUCAUCUCUAUGCCGAAUUACCAGGUGAUGAGACAAUGCCAAGUACAAGUCGACUUGUACCACGAGCACCACAACCACUACCACCGGAUGUUGUUAACGAUCAUAUAAUUAGCGAAAACUACAGGUUCUCAAAUACCAAAGAAGACGAUGAUAAUGCAAAAGAUUGCAGAAUUGAUAAUUCACGAAUAAGAUCAAAUUUUUUUAAAUCCCUCGGCGAAAGUAUACUUGGAGGGUCAAAAAUUAGUGGCAAAAGGCCAAAUUCAUUGCUCUGUGAAUAUGCUGAGCCAUCCGAUGCAACGGCACAUCUUUAUUCGGAAUUAUCGGACAAUAAUCAAUGUUCAAUGAGUAAAAUGGCAAAUCGACCCCUACCCACAAAACCGGAUCAGCCCCUAAGUGCAGCGAAUCAAACAAGAACGUAACGUGACACUCUCUCUUUAAAAAAAAGGACGUGACAGCGAUCCGCAGCUUGUCUGUGAUAUGUGAUUUGACUUUCGUAAUCGAUUUUAUAUCCCAUCUCCUUCUCGUAAAGGGAGGUUAAGACUAUUUUUUUUUUAAUUCAAGUGCCACACUAUUGUACACGUUAAAAAAUUUCCAGAAAUGUAGUUUCUACAGGUCUAAAUCUGUAAAUUUUCAUAUGCUGCUGUGAUAAAAAAAUUGUCACCAAUUUAUCUGGUUUAUAUAAACUAUAAACUUCAGUAGAUAUCGCAGCAUUUUCCGGAAAUUUUUUUCCGUGUACUAUAAGAAAAGACAUUGAUGAAUGAAAACAGCGAUGGGAAAAUUUAUUUGUGUCUGAAUGUGUGAUUUGUGAUAUUAUGAAAACAAACAAAAAAAAACCCGAAGAAUUAUGCAAAAAAGACUCUGAACUCAUUUCUUGUUGAGGAAAUAUUUUUAAGAAUAAAUAUUUGAAGAGUAAUUUUUAAGGUGUAUAUAUAUUUAAUUCAUAAUUGAUUUUUGUAAGAAAAUUUUUGAAAAUAUUGCCUAGAAAAAUAUCUAGAAAAAUAAAUUUUUAAAUAGAUUUUUAUGAAGAAAAAUAUUGCCUGAAAAAAAACAUAUUUUUAAGAAAAGUAUGAUGAAAAAAAAAGGAAAAACAUAAUUUCUUUUCUUCAAGAAAAGAUUAUUGCUUCUUCUGAAUAUAAAUUUUAUUUUUUAAGAAAAAAUGAAAUAUUUCCUGCGCAUUUUUAUUAUAUGGGUUCAAAAAAAAAGAAAGAAAGCAUUCUUCGAAUUCGGCAAUCAUAAUUGAUGUAUGUGUGUUAUGUGAUGACUGAAUUUUUUUUUAUUCGAAGUGUCCUUCCAAAAAUCGAUACUUUUAUAUUUAUAAUAAUUGAUGUAAUAUAAUAUAUGCACAUACUUACCUCGACAAAAAAAAAAUUAUAAUUAAAGUAUUACAACGAAUUUUAUUAAACUUUAUCGACGAGAAAAAAAGGUCUUA